AGGUAUUCUUUAAAAGUAUGUUAGUAAAGAUUAUCUGAAAUAGGUUUGUAUUUUAGUGGUGUCAGUACGUUAAAAAAUAUUCCAGAAGACUCCCCUUGCCAAAAGAAAAUCCUUACUACUUUUUAAAUGACUAUUCAGUAGCAUUAUUUUUGAAGUAUUUUUGCUUAAGUCCUGGUCAAAAUGUAUAAAAAGUUUCUUUGGGAAAGUUCACGGUUUUAUAAAACAAAUUAUAUUUCUGGCAUACUGAUCUUUCUGAGUGCUACCCCAGUUUAGGGUUGUUGGGUGUGCGUAUGUUUGCUUUUUGUUUUUUAUAAUUGUUAACUCGGGAAUUCUGUCAUUGUAUGCCAAAUAGCAGAGCAAUAAAACUUUGCAUGCGCCCCUGUGCGUUUCCCUCUGGGAAGCACAUGUUCACUUUCCUUCCCUGAGUUUUGCCACUGCACCAUCUACUCUACCCAUACAACUCUCUUUCCUUCAAGGAGAUCUCCAACUAAAGACAUGGAUUCAGAAGAGAAGGAAAUUGUGGUUUGGGUUUGCCAGGAAGAGAAGAUUGUCUGUGGCUUAACUAAACGCACCACCUCUGCUGAUGUCAUCCAGGCUUUACUUGAGGAACAUGAGACCGCAUUUGGAGAGAAACGAUUUCUUCUGGGGAAGCCCAGUGACUACUGCAUCAUAGAAAAGUGGAGAGGCUCAGAACGGGUCCUUCCUCCACUAACUAGAAUCCUGAAGCUUUGGAAAGCAUGGGGAGAUGAGCAGCCCAACAUGCAAUUUGUUUUGGUCAAAGCAGAUGCUUUUCUUCCAGUUCCCUUGUGGCGGACAGCUGAAGCCAAAUUAGUGCAAAACACGGAAAAGCUAUGGGAGCUCAGCCCAGCAAAUUACAUGAAGACAUUACCACCAGAAAAGCAAAAGAGAAUUGUCAGAAAAACUUUCCGGAAACUGGCUAAAAUUAAGCAGGACACAGUUUCCCAGGAUCGAGAUAGUAUGGAGACAUUGGUUCAUCUGAUUAUUUCCCAGGAUCAUACUAUUCAUCAGCAAGUCAAGAGAAUGAAAGAGCUGGAUCUGGAAAUUGAAAAGUGUGAAGCGAAGUUCCACCUUGAUCGGGUAGAAAAUGAUGGAGAAAAUUAUGUCCAGGAUGCUUAUUUAAUGCCCAGUUUCAGUGAAGUUGAACAAAAGCUGGGCUUGCAGUAUGAUGAAAACCAGAUCUUGGAGGACCUGGGUGCAAGUGAUGGAAUUGUACAGCUGGAAGAACGACUAACAUAUUACAGAAUGCUCAUUGACAAGCUCUCUGCUGAAAUAGAGAAAGAGGUAAGAAGUGUUUGCACUGAGAUAAAUGAAGACGCAGAAGGGGCAGCUGCAAGUGAACUUGAAAGCCUUAAUUUAGAAAGUGUUAAGUGUGAUUUGGAGAAAAGCAUGAAAGCAGGUUUGAAAAUCCACUCUCACUUGAGUGGCAUCCAGAAAGAGAUUAAAUACAGUGACUCAUUGCUUCAGAUGAAAGCAAAAGAAUAUGAACUCCUGGCCAAGGAAUUCAGUUCACUUCAUAUGAACAACAAAGAUGGAUGCCAGCUAAAGGAAAACAGAGGGAAGGAAUCUGAGGUCCCCAACAGCAGUGGGGAGGUUCGUCCCUUUACUCAAAGAGUAUUUAAUGUGUAUACAAAUGACACAGACUCGGACACUGGCAUCAGCUCUAACCACAGUCAGGACUCAGAAACAACUGUAGCAGACAUGGUGCUUUUGUCAACAUAAUUGGAAUGGCUUCUUUCUAACCUACCUUAAUGUUGUUCAUGUUUGUUUAAUUUAACAGGAAACUUUAUUUUAAAUAUUACAGUCUGAAAAAAAUGUAAAUCAUGUUAAAGGAAUUAAUAAAAACUAGAGAAAUUUCUAAGUUUUUUUUGAUUUAAGAUUUCCAGUGUGACCUAAUUAUUACAAGUUCAAAGGGUGAACUGUUUAUUAGGACUGCAGCACAAAUUAGCUUGCAAGCGUAUAACAGAGAAAUAAUUUGAUGGGAAUUAGAAUCUCAUAGUUUCGAGAAAUGGUUUAGACAAACGUAAAACUCAUUCUUAAUAUUAGACAGUCAAUGUAUUGAAACUAUACACACAAACAAGUAAAAUUAAAAUGUGCUGUAAUAUAUUUUUUCUACAAUGUGUCAUUGGAACUUUUAAAUCAGUAAAGUACAUGGCAGCUGCUAUAAUGUAAAGUAUUAAUUCAAUUCUUGGUUAUUCUGAUUGGUAUUUAGAAUGUGCAUCAUCUCUCUUACUUCUUGAACCCUUCUACCUGUUUAGGCCUGGAUGGCAGGAGGUGGGAAGUGCUGCUGUUGAGACAUGUACAAAUACCAGCAGUGGAUCAGGUGCGGGUGUGGAUGAGGAAGGGCCAAGUGCAACCGAGGACAGAAAGUUUUCUAAAGAAGCCUAAAAUUAUUAAGAGAUAUGUAUGUGCUUUCUCUAUCUGACAGUGCCCAUCUUCUGAUCAGACCAAUGGGCUCUGCAGGUUCAUUUUUUGAGUAAGGUAUAGUAUGGGUUACUGAGAAAAUCACAGGAUCAUACUUCUGUUUGUUUACACCCUAUCCACAAAAGUUGAAGGGAUGAAACCUGGGGUCCUUUGUGUGAGUAAAAUAGAGUUCUGUAUGCCGUAAGUAUUAGCAUUUUGUCUUGGAACUUACAGAGAGGCACUCAUGUGAACAAAACCCUUUUAUUCUGCUACGUUAUAAUUCAGAUUGUCUUAAUAGUACAUUAUCUAAGGUGCAAACUGAAAUAAGUACUAGCUCUACUCCCUACCCCACACUGGAGCAUGAUAGUAAAUAUCCAACAAACCGUAUGGAUUACUUAGAUCCCACGUUAACUGAUAAUCAUUACAGUGCCAGACUAUGCUUGGUUUUACUUGGUUUUUACUUAAGAAUUUCUUUCUUCCUCCCUCUCUGUCUUCUCCCCUUCCCUCCCUUGCUUGCAUCUUGCCAGUGAACAUGUGAUAUAAUCACAUUGAAGACAAUUAAUUUUAUCAUUUUAUUGUACUGUUAAAUGAAUACUGCUGAAGUUUUAUUUUUUCUUUACCUGACACCUUUCCUGUAUGUCAGUGCACAUGUAAGUAGAAAUAUUUUACUUAGUUUUAAGAUGUGAAUGUCAGUUAAGAUUCCUAGUAUUUCUUACUUCUUCUCUUUCAUUCUUAUGCUUACUGUAGUGCAUGUUUUAACUGCGUUUCUAUUUUUUUAUUCCUCCAUUUCCCAGACUUUCACCAAUCUUUGGGAAGAUAUUUAGAAUUUUCUUAGUAUUUCACUUUUGGGAAGCAUCUAUGUUAUUAUUUCUUGCACCAAGAUAUUGCUGAUGGCCUUAUUUGAAGUUGGCUGGUAAGAAAAAUAGGAAUUUCCACUCCAGGGAAAGUGCAGUGAUGAACAGUAAGUAAUAAAACAAGCAUGGGUUUAAUUUUUAAAAACUAAGAAGGAAUUAUAUACUCAUCUGAGAAAGGGAAGUUUAAAUGCUUAAUAUUCCAUUAAAUCAUUCAGCAAAAUGGUAAGCUAUUGACGUGUUCUUUGUUCAUACUGGGGAUUAAAUUCAGAACAUCAUCAUCAAUGAUAAACCAAUUGUAAUGUUUUCCUGAAGUGAAAGUAAUCUCUUUAGAUUACUCUUUAGUGAGAAAAUAACGAAAAGAACAUAACUGCUAUAUAAUUUGAUUAAUUAUCUGAAUUCAAAAGAGGUUCUGAUAAGAAAUAGGACAGGACAGAUAAUUUCAUUUUAGAAACUUUGAAUUAACUCCUGCUUUUAUACAGUAAAGCACAGUGAUGCAUUCUAAGGGCCAAUUCUUCUAUAUUUUAACAGUAAAUAAUGUUAAUAACUUAUCAGAAAGCAGGACCAUUGAUUUUUAAGUUCACUUUAGAAUUUCUAUUUGUUCUUUAGUUAUAUAAAAUGCAUUUGUGCUUUCGAUUCAUUACCAUCUUAAAUCAUCAGUUACCAUGGUGAACCUCUAGUUUAGAAUAAUACAUUAAUACAAAUAACAAUAGUAAAAUACAGUGCCCUCAUCUCUCGAUACCGAGCUAUUCUUUAUUAAAUUAAGUGGGAAUUCAAAUUAUAAAUACAGAAAUUGAUAGAAGCUUUGAUGUUUAUUAUCUUUAGAACCUUUACAAUAGUGUGUGUAAAUUCUUGAGUAACCUAACAGGUCAGCUGUGAAAUUGCUGUAUGCAGCUAGAAUAGCAAACCAAAUAGCUGACUGCUCUUCCUCCUCUAACAAGACUUCGAUUUUCACAAACUGUGCCUUGUUCAUCCUCCCUCUUGGAAUGUCUCUUUUCCCUCCAUCUGCCUUACACCGAAAUCCUACCCAUUUUCACUCUUUCUAAUGUGUUAUCUCUUCUAUGAAACAUUGAUUGUUCCAUUCAACCAGUUGUAAUAGCUUGUCUCUGAAUCCACAAAUAUUUUAGGUGUACUUUUCAUAGGGGAGCAUUUAUAUUCUGGCUUAGCUUAUUUUUAUUUAUGUACUUAUCUAACUUCAUCCCUCCAAUGUAUAUUUGAUUGUCUUAUUAAUUUGUCAUCUGUCUUGUUAACCUUACUCCCUCUAAUCAAUCUUGUCCUUACUCAAUUUUUAAAUUGAAUUGCUAAAUUUUAAAAGAUUGUAAACUUUUAAAAAAUAUAUUUCUGUACAUGGUAAAUGAUGCUUGUGUAUUUUAUACAUACAUGUGCAUUUUAGCAGACUUAAAACAUUAACAGUAAUUCUACUUAUAAAUUCUUUGGGGAAGCACUAAAUCUGUGUUAUGAUGAAGAAUUUUUAAUGUAUCAAUUUUUUAUUUUAUUUUUAUUUCACAGAGUUACUGAUUUAAAGCAAUGCAAAUGUUGUCUUUUGAAAAGCAAUUCAAUAGUUAAAUUAUGGUGUUUUCCUCUGCAUUGUAUGCUUGUAAGAAAAACAUAUUUUAUAGAGUUGGGUUUUAAGUGGUAGACACACAAGAUAACUUUGGAAUAUUCUAAAGGAAAUAUCUAUUUUAUUUUCUCUGUUUUAAUUCAAAAAAAUAAGUAAAUGGCUCUUCAUUAGUGUGUAGAAGCUAUUCUAAUCCAUUAAAAUUUUAUUUUUAUAUUUAUUUAAAUAUCUACUUUAUAUGACAAAAUAUGUUUCUGUGGCUGCAUUUUAUAAUUUUUCAAAGUAGGAUUAUUGUUUUAUUUAAAAUGUAUUUUUCUAGUGAGAAAAGGAGUACCUUUAAAUUCAGAUAUAGAUUUUUUAAAAAUAUUAGCCUAUUUCUUUUUAUGCUACCUGAUUGGUUUAAUAAACCUGAUGUGAGAAACGUAAAGUAUAUAUAACUUGUUCAAGUGUAACUGGAGUCUGAACAAUAAAAGGAGUAGUUGUACCCUUUCAUAUGA
Equus caballus (horse) is the source of this 5327-nucleotide messenger RNA. Lineage: Eukaryota; Metazoa; Chordata; Mammalia; Perissodactyla; Equidae. The record is from RefSeq and is a predicted model, not a curated record.